AUGUUCUCAACGACAUUCGAUUUCGACCAGCAUGCGAUACCACCCACUGAUUUAGACGACGUCAAAGCACUCGCGGAAUCUACAGAUGCUCGAUCCACUACGAGUGUUCAGUCUUCUUCGUUUCUGUCACCAGCAGCAGGAGCAACAACUUCGUUAUUGCAUGUUCAAGGAAGCACAGGGUGCUUGACAGGCACACUUCCCACAUUUACCUUCAUACCCAACAACCAUUAUCAAACACAACAACUACCGACUGAUAUGAAGCAUCAACAACAAUCAAAUUCCUCGUGCAUGCAACAAGUCAAUUUCCGCAAUGAUGAAAUCAUCCCUAUGUCAUCAAGUAUGACCAAUGCAAGUCAUUUACAACAGGUGGCCCAACCAGAAAAUGACAUCUUGGCAACGUUUGGCUUGAAUCCUGUACAAAAACAUCAUCAUGAUCUCUUGAAGCAGCUGAUAAGCGACACCAAUGAUACCCGAUUAUCACCGUUGACAACAAACCAACAACAGCAUUCCCAUCAUCAUAUACCCGCACCAAAACGACAAUGCAUCUCAAUUAAGCCAAAACCACGUUCACCACGAGCACCAUGGUCACCUGAAGAAGACAACUUGUUGAGAUUGGCAGUACAAUUGUAUGGUGAUAAGACUGAGAAAUGGUCAAAGAUUGCAGCAUGUGUGCCUGGUCGUACCAACAAGAAUUGUCGAAAGCGUUGGUUUCAUUCCCUUGAUCCCUCAUUACGUAAAGGGCCAUGGACUGAAGAGGAGGAUCAACUAUUACGAGAAGGUGUCAUGAAGUAUCCCAACCAAUGGAGCAAGAUUGCCGAUAUGCUAGAUGGAAGAACGGAUGAUCAAUGUGCCAAACGAUGGCGUGAAUCACUUGAUCCAACGAUUGAUCGAUCGGAAUGGACAGCCGAGGAGGAUGAGAUACUUGUGCAAAAGUUUGGGGAAUAUGGAUCACAAUGGCAGAAGAUUGCGCAGCAUUUUGAAGGUCGGCCUGGUUUACAUUGUCGUAAUCGAUGGAGGAAAUUACAGCGAUUGAUGCAGAUCAAAGAUGAUAAACAGCGAGAGGAGACGAGUCGUCUAUCAGCAUCAUUUAUACAUACCAUGAUUGAAGGUAUCCAAUCUUCGUCACCUGUCACAGCACAACCGCCACCAAUACCUACACCAGCAAAAGCAUUAUCAUCACCACCUCCGCCACCAGCAAUAGCACCACCACCACCUCCACCAAUGUCAAUAGAACCACUGCCACCAUCACCUCCAUCUCCACUUCCACCAACACCAGCAUCCUUUCAUAUGCCGCCGACUUCCGGGUUCCCGAUCCUUCAGCAUACGCACGAGCCACCUUCAUCCUUGUCAGACACGUCAUCACUCAGCAGUAACAUUUCAUCUUCAUCCAUUUUGCUUACGCCUCGUGGUCCACCAUCAUCAUCAUCGGAUACACCACCAAAUGAUAUAUGGUCAACAAGCGGAUCUUUCAUUGAUGUGAAUCCUUAUGGAUGCGACAUUCCUAGCUGUAUGGAGACCUUUUCAAAGUCAAGCGGUCUUUUCAAUCACAUGAAAAGCGCUCAUCCAAACCUUGAAGCCUACGACAAACCUUAUCGAUGUGCUGUACCAAAUUGCACCAAGAGAUACAAGAACAUCAACGGCCUACAAUACCAUUUACGUGAUGCAAAGGGAUCCUCCGCACAUCCGAAUAUCAUUCAUAGUCCUGUACUAUAA
Lichtheimia ornata is the source of this 1713-nucleotide messenger RNA. RefSeq lists its product as uncharacterized. The transcript is spliced from 4 exons. NCBI's taxonomy places the organism in Eukaryota, Fungi, Mucoromycota, Mucoromycetes, Mucorales, Lichtheimiaceae. The coding region runs from base 1 to 1713 and encodes 570 amino acids. The record is from RefSeq and is a predicted model, not a curated record.